Messenger RNA from Symbiodinium necroappetens, 294 nucleotides. Lineage: Eukaryota; Dinophyceae; Suessiales; Symbiodiniaceae. The record is from the annotation of a GenBank genome assembly.
AUGGCCUGCUGCGCAUCAGAGCAAGUACUGGAUAGCGCAGACGGCCACGAAUCUUGGGAGAGAGACGAUCUGGUUUUACAGAGUUCCAGCCAGGGGAAUUCAGCCCACUGCCGUCCCAUGGCGUGCUGCGCAUCAGAGCAGGUCCUGGCAAGCGCAGACAGUCCCGAUUCUUGGGACAGAGAUGACCUGAAGGAGAUGAUCCGACAGAAUCACGAAAUCCUCAUGCGCGAGCUGUACAAGCAGCAGGAAGCUUUGUACAAGCUUCAUUGCUGGAGCCAGGACGGCUUUCUGAGG